AUGAUCAAGCGGUUGACCGAGUACCUGACGCAACAUACGAUUGAGGAGGUGCAGAAACUAACGGACCAGUCGGUGCCGAACCCGCCAAGGUGCUAUGACGAGCAGGUCAUGAUUCCCCUCGAGUGCUGCCAUGAGGCUGCCGACCUGCUGCACGAGUAUUUUGGGCCCGAGAUGAUGCAGUCGUUCAUCGGCGGCUCGCGCUGGUGGCAGAUGCGCAGCCAGCCGGGCAUCCCAGCCGAGUGGAUCUCGCACUAUUCUGACUACCACUCGUUCAUGGAAAAGAACGGGCGCAACCCGAGCCUCUCGACGUCGGUCCUUCACCACAUGACGCGGCACUCGACGCGUGUCAAUCCGCGGCACGAGCAUCCAGCCGACGUCAAUCCGAAUGCGUCGCGGCAUGCAGGGCGCUUCGCCGAUACCCACGAAGAGUCGCGGCGCCUGGAGCGCAUCAUGCUGUACAUCCACGGCGGUGCAUACUAUUUUGGCUCGAUCAAUACCCACAAGUAUGCGAUCCACCGCGCCUCGACCAAGUUUGGCGGGUUUACGCUCGCUGUGAACUACCGCAAGGCGCCGCAGUUCCCGUUCCCCUGCGCCAUCCAGGACUGCCUCGCGGCGUACCUGUACCUGAUCCGGCCGCCCCCCGGCGCGCUACACCCGCCCAUCGACUCGUCGCGCAUUGUCGUGGCCGGCGAUAGUGCGGGCGGCGGCCUCGCCGUUGCAUUGCUGCAGCUCCUCCGCGACCUGUCGCUGCCGAUGCCGGCGGGUGGUGUCCUCCUCUCGCCCUGGAGCGACCUGACGCACUCGUUCCCGUCCAUUCUGCAAAACACAAAGACCGACUACAUUCCGCCGUACAGUUUCCUGCACAAGCCGAGUUUGCUGUGGCCUGUGCCUCAGGACGCAGGGCGCUUUGCGAAGAAAAAGAGCCGGCGCCCGUUCGCCGCCCGAAAGCAGGCCGAGAUGCGGUCCGCCAACACGCUGCCGGCACACCAGCAGCCGCUGCACGUGUGGCAGCCCGACGGCACGGCGCAGGUGAUCGAGCCGCAGAUCCAGAUGUACGCGACGAACGCGCAGCUGCUGCAUCCCCUGUGCUCGCCCGUGCUCGCAGGCAGCCUCGGCGGGCUGCCGCCGCUGUUCAUCGUCGCGGGCGACGGCGAAGUCCUGCGCGACGAGGUGGUGUACCUGGCGCACAAGGCCGCACAUCCCGCAAAGUACCCACUCAACGAAACACUACUCAACCGCUUCCCGCGCUCGCGCGAGACGGCCGCGCGCUACAAAAAUGUGCCGACGUACGUGCACCUCCAGGUGUUCGACGACCAGUGCCAUGUGUUCCCCAUGUUCCUGUACACGACGGCCGCGCGUCUCGCCCUGCGCGGUAUGGCGUCGUUCAUCAAGAUGGUGACCGGCGCACCGCUCGCCGAGAGCGGCAAGAUGGCCGCUUCGUACGGCAGCGCGCCCGUCGGCAAGUACGAGUACUCGGGCAAGGUGCCGCUGCAGCGCCCCGGCUACGAGGACCAUAUGAUCCGCGAGCGCGUCGGGCGCGAGGGCCACGUGCGCCCGAUGGAGCCGGCGACCGAGAUACCAGCGCUGCAGCUGGCGCCUGCAUGGCUGGGCACUGUCCACGCGGCGGCGUACGAGCGUUUCCGCCGUGGCCAUACCAUCUGGGAUACCAAGUUCCAUGCCGAGACGAAGCGCGUGACCAAGCAGCGAGCCAAGCUCAUGCGGCGCGCGCGGCGCAUACUCGAUAAGGCCGCGGCGGAAGGCCUGCUGACAGACUGUGGCGACAUCCACGCAUCCGGCACGCGGUGGACGGACCUUGGGUCGUAUGGCCCCGCUGACCUCGAGGACGAGAUGCCGCCGCCGUCGGCGAUCGUCGGCCGUCACGACACGGUACGUAUGCCUGACUGA
Messenger RNA from Malassezia sympodialis ATCC 42132, 1905 nucleotides. RefSeq lists its product as uncharacterized. The record is from RefSeq and is a predicted model, not a curated record. Lineage: Eukaryota; Fungi; Basidiomycota; Malasseziomycetes; Malasseziales; Malasseziaceae. Gene Ontology annotation, molecular function: hydrolase activity.